AUGACACGUCCAGCGUUUGAUCGCUUCUGCCGUGAAAUCCAUUCGCACAGAGUGUUUCAGAACAACAGCAACAACAAGCAAGCUCCGGUUUGGCUUCAGUUUGCCGUGGGUCUCGAUAGAUUGGGCACGAAUGGCAAUGGCGCUUCUACAGGCCGGAAACCCCUUGCAGAGCCUCGAAGUUCUGCUUCACCUCUAGCCAGUCGACGAGACCUUGUAGUCGACGAGAGUGAGGUGGACGUUGGAACCGUCGCUAGCCGUCGUGCUGGCCAUCGUUGUGGACUUUGUCGUACUCUUGGUCUCUGCAUCAGCAUUCUUAGAGUGGGGAUAUCGGUGCAAGUGUUUUCUCCCGUUAAGAACAAGCCCGUGGUUCUGGCAACGUGGAAGGGGGAAGAUCCGACACUCCCUGGUAUUAUCCUCAACUCGCAUUACGACGUUGUGCCUGCGAUCCCCGAGCACUGGACCUACGAUCCUUUCGAGGCUAAGAUCCUACAUGAUGGCCGCAUCUACGGCCGUGGGGCUCAAGACAUGAAGAGCGUGUGCAUCCAAUACGUUGAAGCUGUCCACGCCCUCAAGACAUCGGGUUUCACACCCAAACGAAACAUUUACUUACUGUUCGUGCCAGAUGAAGAGCCUGGAGGUGCGCAAGGAAUGGGGACAUUCAUUGAAACGGAGCAGUUUAAGGCGAUUCAACCUGUUGCAUUUGCAUUCGACGAGGGUCUCGCAAACCCGGGGGAUGCGUAUACUGUUUUUUACGGUGAACGAGCGCAGUGGUGGGUGUACGUAAAGGCUGAAGGACCUACUGGCCAUGGUAGCCGAUUCAUUAAAGACACGGCUACAUCGAAGAUCAUCGACAUUUGCAACAAGGCUCUAGCUUUUCGAGAAGAACAGGAGAAGAUCCUUAAUGCUGACGCUGGUUGCAAGCAUGGGGACAUGAAGAAGAAGAAACUUGGAGAUGUGACGAGUAUCAACAUCACGGCGUUGCAGAGUGGCGUUUCUCAGGAUGGCGGCAAGACUCAUGCUCUCAAUGUGAUCCCUACGAAUGCAAUUGCUGGCUUUGAUAUUCGCAUUUCUCCUGAAAUGGACAUUAGUGCAAUGGGGGAGAAACUGGAUGAAUGGUGUGCAGCGGAAGGAGUCUCGUGGGAAUUUGCGUCCUGGACGAAGCCAAUGCAUGAACACUACGUUACGUCGUUGGAUACUGGCAAUGUGUGGUGGCAACUUUUUCUGAAAUCUUGUGAACGUAUCGGUGAAGAGAUUGAGACGGAGAUCUUCCCUGCUGCUACUGACAGUCGCUAUCUCCGCAAGGCUGGCGUACAAGCAAUUGGCUUCUCGCCGAUGAAGAGGACGGAGAUCCUGCUACAUGAGCAUAAUGAAUACCUGCACAAGGAUACGUUCCUACACGGUAUCAAGGUGUACGAGGCGGUUUUCCGAGACAUGUUUGCACACAAGUAGGAGCGAGAUUGCGUACAGAUACAGGUUUUUAAGUGCGUUGUCGCUGGUUCUUGUUGUUGGCAGUCUAAUUCCCCGUUUUCACCACUUCAAGAGGAGGCUGCAACUGGCCACCAAUGCGCUUAAUGGAAAACAAUUUACGUCAUGAACUCUACGUAGCAGGUCAAAGAGAACGCAUUCCAGGGGCAGUCUGCAACGUAAGACUUGCUCUUGAUCGCAAUACAAACAACUAACUGUGCGCGGAGUGGUAAGCACGUUAACAUGACGCACCCA
Phytophthora nicotianae INRA-310 is the source of this 1719-nucleotide messenger RNA. RefSeq lists its product as hypothetical. The record is from RefSeq and is a predicted model, not a curated record. Gene Ontology annotation, biological process: amino acid metabolic process. Gene Ontology annotation, molecular function: aminoacylase activity. Gene Ontology annotation, cellular component: cytoplasm. The transcript is spliced from 4 exons. Lineage: Eukaryota; Oomycota; Peronosporomycetes; Peronosporales; Peronosporaceae. The coding region runs from base 1 to 1449 and encodes 482 amino acids.